Messenger RNA from Racocetra persica, 314 nucleotides. Lineage: Eukaryota; Fungi; Glomeromycota; Glomeromycetes; Diversisporales; Gigasporaceae. The record is from the annotation of a GenBank genome assembly.
CUGCCGCUCGCAAUCCAAACAACCCAUCUCCUGAAGAUUUUAGUGAUGAAUCCGAAGAUGACUUGUCGCCCUCCCCUAUAAUCGAUGAAAAUAUCGAUUUUUCCUUAGUUUAUGCGUUACAUGAUUUUAAAGCGACUGUCGAAGGACAAGCUACUGUUGACAAAGGUGAUUCACUAAAUUUGUUGGAUGAUUCGAAUAGUUAUUGGUGGUUGGUUAAAGUUGUGAAAAACGAAGAAGUCGGUUAUAUACCUGCUGAGAACAUUGAGACACCAUUUGAACGACUAGCGAGAUUAAACAAACACAGGAAUGUCACU